This is a messenger RNA of Clonostachys rhizophaga, 579 nucleotides long. Lineage: Eukaryota; Fungi; Ascomycota; Sordariomycetes; Hypocreales; Bionectriaceae. The record is from the annotation of a GenBank genome assembly.
AUGGCGCCAGCAUUCCAGAAGGUUGAGAGAGGGGAUGAUCCGCCUGCACACGCCCCUCCUCCUCUGUCCCGCCGCCCAGGACGAGGUGUCGAGAUGUCUGUAUCGGUGAGCGCAUGUGGGCUGGAUGGUGUGAUUGACCUGAUCGCGUUCGUUCUCCCAGCGUCGUGGGCCAGCAAACCAGCGCAGAAAGGGCAAAUGCACACUCCCCACGGGAAUGCGGACGGGCCCUUGUUUUCCAGGGCCGUUACCGAUAUUUCAUACGCAUACGGACGGAUUCUCAAAAAGAGGCAUUUGCCCAACUACACCGCCGCUGCGGCGGUGGAGGCGGGCCAUGGCAGGGCGCCCAUCCCAUCGCCGUCCAGCCCAGUCAAGUGCACACUCAUGGACAUGGAGCAGAGUGGCUGCAGCGGAAGGGUCUCUCCUAUCAAGAUGGGAUACGGAUGCCCUGCAUGCGCCUCGCUCGCUUGCUUGCUUUCGAUGGCCAUUUUGCCCUCACAGCUGCUUUCCCGUAAACCUCAAUACCCGACACGACGGGCAAACAAGUCGACAACGGGUAAUUGUUACGAAUCCAACCAAUGA